UCAAAGUCACAUGACUUAUUUUUACACAUCAACAACAACAUUCAUGAUCAUGAACAAAUUACUAGUAAAACUUAUGUGACAGCAUGGAGCUUACCGUUUUAAAAGUUGUCAUUAUUUUUGGACUGUUUAUUGCCACACUACUUUUGGGAUUUUUUCCAAUAAAACUUGUUGCACACAUCAAAAAGAGAAAUGCCAGUAGAAUCCGAUACCGACGUGCGAUAAGUAUUUUGAGUUGUUAUGCGGCAGGUGUAUUUCUAGGAACAUGUUUACUUGAUUUACUACCGAGUGUCCGGAGGGAUCUAGAGACAAUACUCAGAAAAAUGCAUCUUCUAUCUGGAUUUCCUGUAUCCGAAUUCGUAAUGGUAUUUGGGUUGUUCUUAAUUCUAGUUGUUGAACAAAUCAUUCUUUCUUGGAAAGAAAAUCAGCAAAAUCCGUCAUUUCCAACAACUGGUAAGGACAAAAGUCGAAAAUCAUUGCUAUCUGAUACAGAUGACAGAGAUUUUAUGAGCUCUACAAGAUCCGAUCUAAGUGAACAUUCAAUUGGUGGAAUUAGCGAUGAACCUUAUGGACAAAAGCAGCUGUCAACUUGUUCUAAUGUACAUGUAUCAGGGGACGUUUACAGUGACACUGAACAGGAACCACUCUAUUCAAAAGAAAAACACGAAAAGGGGAAUGAAAACGAAUUUGAACAUAACCAUUCUACUCUACGUUCUAUUUUAUUGCUAAUAGCCUUAUCUUUACACUCCGUUUUCGAAGGACUAGCAGUUGGAUUGCAAAGAAAAUCUGCUCAAGUCAUUGGAGUAUUUGCUGGACUAUUUCUACACAAGAUGGUGCUCAGUUUCAGUCUGGGUAUGAGCUUGGUUCAAAGCAAACUAUCAUAUAAAUCGAUGUUGCAAUCUGUUACAAUAUUUUCUUUGUCUUCACCAUUUGGUAUAGGUCUUGGUUUACUGAUCAUAGACUUAUGGGAUUCAAGGAUAUCUGUACUAAUACAAGGGUUGUUGCAAGGGAUUGCAUGUGGUACUUUUCUGUAUGUGACAUUUUUUGAAAUUUUGCCACAUGAACUGAACUCUAGUGAUAUUAGACUAAUCAAGGUUGUAUUUUUAAUUCUUGGAUUCAGCACAGUGACUGCAGUUGUUUUUAUUAAUGAAAAGUCGUGAAAAAAUUCAUGUAAAUAUAAACAGUAAAUAUAUUACAUUUUAUUUUAGCUGAGACUACUAUAACACAGUGUUAUAGAAGUCUCAGAUUUUCAGCAUUAUUAAUUAGUAUUUAUAUUUUUAUUGUCAAUUAAAAAUACAUGUACUUACUUUGUGAAAACCCCCAAAAUCAAGCAUAAUAUAUAUUGGUAGUUUUUGGGGAUAAAGAUUGCAUGAAAUGCAACACAAACUCUCUUGUUAUUGGCUUGAUAUACAUUUAAUAUAUUAAACUUGCUUUGAAAUGUUUGACAGUUAAAACAAAAUAGUACAGCCACUUAAAAAUCUUAUAAUGGACUUAUCCAGUUUAAAACAGUGACAUGUUCAUAUCAAUCAUAUGGUAAAAAAGUUGAUUUAGAACUGUUAAAGUCAGAAUGUUGCUCCCAUAGACUCAAAUGUAAAAAAUGCUAAAAAAAAUCCCUACCUUCAAAUGUACCUACAUGUACCUGUACCUUAACUUUUUUUUUCAUAGAUUAAACUGGAACCACACAUACUAUUUUAUUUUGCCUCAGUGUCAAGUUAACUAAUUGAUUGAUUGAUUGAAUAUGUUUAAUGGUGCAUUCUAUACUACAUUGUAUUAGCUGUAUUGUGAUAGCCAGAUUUUAUUUUGGUGGAGGAAGCCAGAGUCCUCGGAUAAGACCACUAAACUUAAGGCACUUUCUUUUAUCAUGUUUUUGAGAAUAUGAUAUGAUACAUUGAUUUCAAAACACCUAAUUGUUAUGUCUUAAAAAAAAUAUCGUAGUAAGAUAUUUUAUAAUUGCGGAGGAGAACACAUUUAAGGAGGUGAUUGAAUACAGAUACAUGUAUGUCAGAGUUCAUCAAAACGAUGUUUUGAAAAAAAACAAACUUCGUGAUUCAAUAGACAAACAUGUAGUUUCAAGUUUGAGCGAUUGUACCAUUGUACACUGUGGAUAAUUAUAACACUUAAGAAUGAUGACACAUACAUUUACAUUGUAUAAUAUGAUAAACAUAUAUGUAGGUACAUGUACAUUUUUAAAUAGAAAUAGUUUGCAUGGUACAGAAUCUCCAUUUAAAAAUAAAUGCAACACAAAAGGGGAAGAGGUCAUACACUUAUGCCUGUGACCUCAAUUACUCAUUAUACAUA
Molecule: messenger RNA, 2295 nt
Organism: Mytilus trossulus (common blue mussel)
Lineage: Eukaryota; Metazoa; Mollusca; Bivalvia; Mytilida; Mytilidae
Product: zinc transporter ZIP1-like
Exons: 1
Coding region: 84-1157 (357 amino acids)
Biological process (GO): zinc ion transmembrane transport
Cellular component (GO): plasma membrane
Molecular function (GO): zinc ion transmembrane transporter activity
Source: RefSeq, a predicted model, not a curated record